AUGACAACACUUGUAGAUUUAACAAAUCAACUGAACGAUAAACUCGAUGAACAACACGAACAAAUAGGUAGAAUUGAAAACAAUAUCGAUGAUGCUCACAAGGAAAUGGUUGCUGGUAAUGCAGACUUGGCAGAAGCAAAUGAGCACCAGAAGUCCGCCUCAAAGUGUUUGUAUAUUAUUAUAUUCGGUAUCAUUGGUGGUCUCAUCCUAAUCGCUGUUGUUGUUAUCAUCAUUAUGAAAGUUGUCUUGAAAAAGUUCUAA
Molecule: messenger RNA, 261 nt
Organism: Trichomonas vaginalis G3
Lineage: Eukaryota; Parabasalia; Trichomonadida; Trichomonadidae
Exons: 1
Coding region: 1-261 (86 amino acids)
Source: RefSeq, a predicted model, not a curated record